This is a messenger RNA of Tachyglossus aculeatus (Australian echidna), 3202 nucleotides long. RefSeq names its product POU class 6 homeobox 1 (gene POU6F1). Gene Ontology annotation, biological process: regulation of transcription by RNA polymerase II. The record is from RefSeq and is a predicted model, not a curated record. Gene Ontology annotation, molecular function: DNA-binding transcription factor activity, RNA polymerase II-specific; RNA polymerase II cis-regulatory region sequence-specific DNA binding. NCBI's taxonomy places the organism in Eukaryota, Metazoa, Chordata, Mammalia, Monotremata, Tachyglossidae.
UUCCUCUCCUCCUCCGCAGGAAGCGGUGGGGCCCCCUCCGCGCCUGCCCCGUCCCCAGCCUGUGGUCAUGGAUCCCGGGGCCGGGCCUCCGCCUCCGCCCCUGCCUCAACCUCCCCUGACGACCACCGUCAACGAGCAGGUCAUCGUGAUGUCCAGCCACGAGACCAUCCGCGUGCUGGAGGUGGGAGUGGACGCGGCCCCGCCGGCGGAAGACCAAGGGAAGGGCCGAGCCAGCUCCUCCAGCGGCGGGCCCCCCGGGGACCCGGCCCCCUCGGCCCCUGCGGCCCCUGCGGGCUCCGUCUCCCCAGCGCUGUCGUCCCCCUGCGUCGUGAAGUCUCUGUCGGGGCUGGUGACCGGUCCCCUGCCCACCGCCGCUGCCACUUUCAGCCAAGCGCCGAGCCAACCCCAAGUCCCUCAGGCCCUGACCCCCCUGAACGUGCAAGCUGCCCCCCAGGUCUUGACUCAGGAAAACUUAGCCACGGUUCUGACGGGAGUUAUGGUUCCGGCAGGGGCAGUCACUCAACCUCUUCUUAUCCCCAUCAGUGUUGCAGGUCAAGUGGCCAAUCAGCAGGGGCUGGCCGUGUGGACAAUCCCCACCGCAACCGUGGCUGCCCUGCCGGGACUGACGGCCGCGUCCCCCACCGCGGGGAUUUUCAAACCGCCUUUAGCCGGGCUGCAAGCUGCCGCCAUUCUGAACACGGCCCUCCCGGGGCCGGUGCAGGCCGUGGCCCCGGCCCCCGCGGCCCCCCAGGCCUCCCCGGCCGUGCAGGCCCGGCCCGCGGCCCAGCCCCAGACGCUGUUCCAGCCCCCGCCGCCCUCCGUCCUGCCGCAGCCCGCCGCUCCCAAGCCGGCGGACGUCCCCACGCACAUCACCGUCCAGCCGGCCGGGUUCGCGUUCAACCCGGGAAUCAUCGGUGCCGCCUCCCUGGGGGGUCAGACCCAGAUCCUGGGCUCGCUGACCACCACGCCAGUCAUCGCCAACGCCAUCCCCAGCGUGCAAGGCAUCACGGGGCAGAUCCUCACCAACACGCAGGGCCAGGUGAUCGGGACCCUCCCGUGGGUGGUGAACUCGGCCAGCAUCGCCACGGCGACCCCGGCUCCCAACCUGCAGGUGCAGGCGGUCACCCCCCAGCUGCUACUCAACGCGCAGGGCCAGGUGAUCGCCACCCUGGCCAGCAGCCCCCUCCCGCCCACCGCCGUCCGGAAGCCCAGCACCCCGGAGCCCCCGGUCAAGAGCGAGGUGCAGCCCAUCCAGCCGACGCCCGCCGCCCCCCAGCCGGCCGUGGUCGUCAGCAGCCCAGCCCCGGGGCUCAAGCCCGCGGCCUCCGCUCCCGUCCCCAUCACCUGCUCCGAGACCCCCACCGUCAGCCAGCUGGUGUCUAAGCCCCAGACGCCGAGUCUCGACGAGGACGGGAUCAACCUGGAGGAGAUCCGGGAGUUUGCCAAGAAUUUCAAGAUCCGGCGGCUGUCCCUCGGCCUCACGCAGACGCAGGUGGGCCAGGCCCUGACCGCCACCGAGGGGCCGGCCUACAGCCAGUCGGCCAUCUGCAGGUUCGAGAAGCUGGACAUCACCCCGAAGAGCGCUCAGAAGCUGAAGCCGGUGCUGGAGAAGUGGCUGAACGAGGCGGAGCUGCGCAACCAGGAGGGCCAGCAGAACCUGAUGGAGUUCGUGGGCGGGGAGCCCUCCAAGAAGCGCAAGCGCCGCACCUCCUUCACCCCGCAGGCCAUCGAGGCGCUCAACGCCUACUUCGAGAAGAACCCGCUGCCCACGGGCCAGGAGAUCACCGAGAUCGCCAAGGAGCUCAACUACGACCGCGAGGUCGUCCGCGUCUGGUUCUGCAACCGCCGCCAGACGCUCAAGAACACCAGCAAGCUCAACGUUUUUCAGAUCCCUUAGGGGACCCGCCCGGCCCGCCCCGGCCCUCUCCGCCUCCUGCCGCUCCUGCGCCUCGGGCAGCCUCCCCCUCCUCCCGGGACCUCGUGUGGGUCGGUGGCACGUGGGGGAAGUGCUCCGGGAAGGCCGCUUUGGCCCCACGUGGCCUCCCACCCCCCGACGCGCGCACCCGCCGGAGCGGGGACCGUACCGCGGCGCACGCCGGGGGAGCGGGGUGGCCUCCCGAAGCGACCCCCGCUCGGAAAGAUCGCCCUCCGACCCCUGGGUGAGGGGCCGGGAUCCGUCGAAUCCCGUCCGAAUCGACGACCGCCGCAGGCCCCCGCCCCUGCUUCCCAUUUCCCACCUUCCCUGCUCGUUGGCGGGAGCGGGAGCUGCACGUGGCUUGAGGCCCCAGGCACGCCUGCCCCGUUCCAGGCCCAAAUGGGCGGCGUGUGCCCACCCAGGGGGACGGUGAGGCCCCCCGCCACAGAUUUGUUUCAACCGGUUUAGUCGCAUCCCCCGCGGAGCCGGCAAAGUGACUCGGAGGCCCCCGAAGAGAGGUUUUCCAAGGAGGAGGCCGAGGCGGUCCCUUCCCCUCGCAAGGGGGCUCGUGGCUGGUGAUGGGGGGCAGAAGCCCACCCUUGGUGGAUCACCCACCCCUCUUGCCCCCAGGCUUAGGGGGGCUCUUCCCCUGCCCCUCCACGCCUCUGCUCGCUCGGAAGGGAAAGGGGCAGGCCGCGUGGCAGUGGCCAUUCACACCUCCCCACGCUCAGCCUGGGGAGGGGAUGGACACCCCCAUUCCCCCCCCCCAAAAAAAAAGAGAUGCCCCAGGGAGCAUCGACAAGCGGGAUGCAGGAAGGAGCAGCAUUCCCGAAGCACCUUCGCGUAUUUACCUUCCGCCCCGAUCUGCCCGUCGGGACCAGUUGACCCCGUUGGAGAUUUAGUCUCCAUUUGUCAAAGCCGAAUUGACCUUUGGGGAGCCCGGACAGUGAGCCGGGACCUACGGUGAUAUCCCGGAUGCUGGAAGAGGGGUUGGGACGGGCGCCGGGAGCGGGAGGUUGGGGGGCAGGGUCCAGGGGGGUUUAUUGGGGGGCCCAAAGAGGGUCCCUGGAAGUCACCCCCUCUCCCAACCCCACCACGUUGCUUCCUGGACCCCCUCGUCCGCUCCUUGGACGAGGGUGGAGACUUGAGGUUGUGAGGAGGCCUGGGAUCGGUUUCCCAGUCCAUCUCUUUCCCCCCCAGCUCCGUGUUGUCCUGGGAUCCCGGGGGUGCGGGUGGGGGGAAGCACUUGAUGUAGUUGUGUGAAAUAAACAGUAUUUUUUCUUUUUU